GAAGUCGACGCGUCUGUCAGUUCAGUGUUUCAGUUCACUUUUGUUGUGAUUCAGCUCUCCAAGUGAAAAGUAAAUAAAGUGCGAAAAAUGGUAAUUUGCGAGACGAAUUUGGUCCCGUGAAUUUGUGCAAAGUAUCGCCCAACCAUACGGGAAUCGCUUCCACACCGACGGAUUUCCCGAAACCCACCCACAGUAUGGCACUGACGCCGGAUGAGUUGCGGAAGCGGAUUCCCCAGUGGUCGCUAGAAUCAGAUGGACAGCUUUUGCAGUAUAUGAAUCAAAUCUCGAAGAAUCUCGAGGCAAAAUGCAAACAAACCCAGGACAACUUGACUCGUCUGAUGCUGGAUAUAGACGAGAGUCACCUCCGCUACGCCAAUGCUUCGAACAGUUUCAACGGCAUUCAGCAGCUGAAAUACGUGGAGAACCGUGUUCAGGACGACGACGAGAGUUUCUACUCCGUUCGGGAGGAGAAAGAGGAGGAGGGGGAAAAACUGCCGUAUGGAGAAGUUUUCCACAUGGCCGUGGAAAAGUCCAUUGCUAACAUGUACAAAUCUUUCGAGAAGGUCACUGUUCAACUGGAUAGUGAUAGCGAUAGCGACGAUGAGGAGGAGGCUGCUGUGAGGAAUACAGUGUUAAGAGCUGUUCAAAAGUAUCCUUACAUUAGUAGACCGCUGCCGUACAUAAUAGGGUCUCAAGAGUGGCGGGAAAAAUGGCACGCUGGUUUGAUUGAUUCCGAAGAAGAGUCCGAUACGGAGGAGAAGGAACAGUAUUCGGAUUCCAGCGACAGUGAGAAGAAUUUCCCGUCACAGACUAAUAGUAACCAUACGCCCUCGGAAUCGGAGGGCUCGGUUUGGGGCGUACAUGCGGAUCCACGGCGAAGGGCUCCAUCGUUCGACCCAAGUGUAUCUGGGGAUGACGCUCUGUCGAUUCAUUCGAGUUCCAGUGCAAUCAGACCUGUCGGCGCGAGAACUUUGAUAAAGGUUCCAGUGUUACCUGGGUUCAGACCUCCAUCGCUUUUCCCAGAUCAACCUCCGCAGGAUGAUACGAUUAGUGUGUCUUCUAGGAACAAGGUGACAAAUCUGUUCGAAGAAUCUGAUGAGGAAGACUCAACUCCUACGCAUAGACCAACGGCUAUAAGUGCAACGACGAAUGCACAGUCAAGCUACUUCAGAGGAAAUCAGGUGGAAAGGAGAACGGUGAAUCUGUUCUCUGACGAACCACCGCCUUCGAGCCACGAGCCUACACCAACUUCUUCAAUAAGUAAUCACUCGCAAAAGAAACCUGUCAACCUGUUCAUCGACAGUGACGAAGAUGAUUCGUUCAAUAAUAAUUCUUCAUCCAAGAGUAGUAGCGUUUACCAGAAUGAACCUCCGGAGUUGCCUGUUCCGGCGAGAAAGGGUUCUAAUCUGUUCAAUGACGGAGAUAAUUCUGAUGUAACUCCAAAGGCACGUGUUGGUAAAACGGGUGGCAAUUUGUUCGACCAGGUUAACAACAACGAAGCGGAUGAGGAGGAUGAUCUUUUUGUACCAGCUAAGCGAUCGAUCAACGGUGGUGUUGAGGAUAAAACGAAGGGGGUCAGAAGAGUUACAAAUUUGUUCGAUGAUGAACCGCCGGAGGAUGAUUUCGAUCAGAUAUUUAAACCUAAGGCUACGGAUAGGAAAAUACCCGGUGCGAAAAAGGUACUGCCUCCGAUUAGUAAACAGGACAAGGAGGAAGGCAUUGUGAAAAAGCCGAAUCCACAACAGCGAAUAGUUGAGCAAGUUCCGGUGGUAGCACAACGAAUCGUUAAAGAGAAGGUAAAUCUGUUUGACGAUGAUAAUGAUGACGCGAAUGAUAUAUUUUCCGAGAGUGUUACGAAAAAGGAAACUCUUGCACCAAAGAAACCGAAGAUCAAUCUCUUUGACGAUGAUGAUAUCGAUGAAGGAUCGCUUCUAGCAGAACCCAAAUUGUCUGAGGAUCAAAUUAAUGCAAAUGAUUACACAAAAGUGAAGCCAAAAGAGACGAUCGUCAGUCAAAGCAGUAGUAUUCGAUCGGAGAUUCUGAAGAAGUCUAUUUUCGAUUCGGAUUCCAAUGAAGAUGAAGACGAUUUUAUCUUUGGCGGAAAAAGCUCUGUUUCGGCUUCCGUUACGAGAAAAGAACCAGAACCACUUCCGAGGCAAGUGGAGCCGGUUACACCUUUACAAAAGCGUAUUGAAGUUUCGAAUGAUCGGGUACCUGCAGUGAAUACCAGGAUACCUGACGACGUUCCUAAUAUUGAGAAGCAAAGUGUGAACAUCCAGCCAAUUCAACCGGAAUCCAACCAAUCCAGUAUUCGUUCGGAACUUCUUAAAAAGAAAUCAAUUUUCGAUUCCGAUUCUAAUGAGGACGAUGGAGAUGAUCUUCUAUUCGGUGCGAAGAAGAUUGCUUCCGAAGUUGCGGAGAAGAAGGAUACACCGAAAUUUGAAAGUGUACAAGUAACGACCAUUGGAAGUAAUGCAAAGGUUAGUAAUCCAUCGGACGAAACAGAGAAAAUAAAAGAUUUUGUGGAAAUCGCUGAAAAGCCUCCCAUACCUGAUGAGCCUCCUGAGGACGAUGGAUGGGCGAGCGAUCUUAAGCCAACUUAUCCUGAAGUUUCCAAUGACAUUGAUUACUAUCUCACAACCAAAAGGAUUAAUGGACCAUCCGAGUCUUCUGUAUCAACGUCACUGGUACAAUCAAAUCAUGUAGAACCGAACACACCAAACGAUAUAGAAGUUGAGCAACAACAAUCCUCAAAGGAAGAUACCUAUGACGACUCGAAACCUACCACUGUUGAACCACCUCCAGAUGAAGAGAUGUUUCAAAGUUCUAACCAGGAAGUAAACGGCAAUAUUCCGAGUCCGUCAUCCUUACCUCUCGAAACGGAUAAUGAUGCACACAAAAACGAUAGCUCUAGCAACAAAAGUGCCUUAAAUUUCAAUUCCAUUUGCUUGUUCGAUGAUAUCCCACCGCCGGAUGAUUGCUUCGAAGAACCUCGUACAACACUGCUGGCAGUGGACCACACUGAUGAUGGUUUCUAUACUGAACAACCCACCGCUUCAAAUUCGGCCAACGCAAACCACUAUCUCUUUCUGGAUGAUGGCGACGGGCCGCCUCCUGAUGAUGAGGUUGAUGAUGGUAAAGUAACUUCAAAAAUUCAACAAGAGCCCGCCUCUUUCAAGAGCAUAUCAGCCAUCAUAGUGGAGCGUAGCAAAAACGAUUCCAGCUACGAGGGAAAUCGAGAAAAGCCCAAGAUCAAUAGACUGAGCGCAAAAGUUAACAUCAACGUAAAUGCUUUACUGCCGGGAGCCCGAAGACCGCAACCCGCUGCAGCGGUAGAGAAGACACCAGAUAUUACAAAUUCUGCUGAUCAAGUCGAAGGAAGUUCUCCCAAAGAGAACCCCAGAACAGAGCCAAAGCCACAGCCAGACUCCGAAACUGGGUCAGCAAAGUUAGUUAGCUUGAACAAAGGACGUGCUAGAAUACAAACUAAACGAAAACCUCAAUCUAGGCAAAAUCGAAGGUCGAACUAUGAAAACAGCCUAGCAUCCGGGACUACUGAAGGAAUUAAUGAUCAUCCUACGAGUGAAGAAACCCCCAAAGAAGAGGUACGCGUAGUAGUUGGUUCCGAAGAAAAGACCCAACACGUCGAAGUCAUCGCUGCGCACGUAAAGGUCGAUCAACUUCUUAGCAACGAAUUGAUCCAAAAACUUUCAGAUGUGAAACUUUUCGAAAAUGAAACCGAUACGGAAGACAAACUUUUCAGUAUCAGUAUAACAAAACCUUCUCCCAGUGUCCCAAUACCAAAGAAUUUAAAUCAUCCCGUAGUGGCACCUGCUUUCGAAUCGCCUAAGGUACACCAACCAACAUCGAAACCACCCAUCUCUUCAGCAAAACUCUUCAGCGAUGAAGAAUCUGACGAUAGCGAUCUGUUCGGUAAGAUUUCCAAGCCAAUCGCGGUGCAGAAUCCCACCGCCAGUAAACCCAAACAGAACAUUCAGCCAGUCAAACCGGUAACGGCUUCGGUCAGUAUUAAAAAGCAGUCAAUCUUUGGCGAUUCGGACGAUGACGAUGAUCUGUUCUCGAAACCUCAAUCGAUUGCCAAGCCCCCGGCUAAACCAAUCGCUCGACUUAGCAAUAGUGAACCUCCAAAACCCGUCAAGAAAAGCAUAUUCGAAUCCGAUGGCGACAGUGACGAUGAUGACAUCUUUGGGGGAUCCAAAAAGGGUGCAGUUGGCUUCAGUAACCGAGCUCCGACGAAAAAGGAUCCGAAGAUGAGUAAACCCGCACCGCCUCCGAGCAGUAAAAGUUUAUUUGGGGAAGAUGACGACGACGAUGAUGAUCUGUUCAGUUCGAAAAGUAAAUCCGCAUCGAAACCUACUUCAUCGCAACCAGUGGUAACAACGAAGAAACCGGAAAGAACUACUUCGGUCAAGGCGGCAGUAGAUGAUCCGUUAGCCGAUUUGUUAAAAUAGUUUGUCGAUAGCCCUAUCAUCCGAUUCACGACAAACCUAUUCGAACAAAACCGGACCUUUCUUCGGCAACCUGCUGAAGGAAGUUAACUCGUGAUAAUAUUUUGUUUUCACAUUAUGUUCAUAUAGAAGCACUAUACUUUCAAUCUUUGGCACGGUUAUUAUAUAGUUUCGUUUGAAAUUGUGAAUGCAGUUAAGUUUGAACAAACGGAAAAAAAUCUAGUCAAAAUUUAUCGGCUAAUGGAGGAUUACGAGUGAGAGAAGCCGUGCGAUUCCAUGUGCCGCGUGCGCGGCGCAAAUAUCCUAUUCGAGUUGGGUAAUCCUGAUAAGGUGCGGUCUAUAAAUCACACGGUCUCUUGAGGGAGAGGGAGGUAUCUGGCCUAUGACUGAGAUUGUGUUGAAAAGCGGGUCUAGGAUUACUGAAAGAGAGGCCAUGCGUUUCAUAGACAACCCCGUAGCAAGGAUCAAUUAUUCUGAAGCUAACAGCGUGAAGAUAAACUUCAACUGCAUAUUUUAUUUCGUAUCAUUCCGCUUUGUCUUGAGUGACAAUUUUCUUUGAUUAAGCAUUUCUCAUUUGGAUUUAAUGAACAAAAAAAAAUCAAAUUAUUGGCUGUUAGUUCAUUCAUGCUAAACACAUUUAUUGAAACAGAAGGACGUAUAUGUAUCAAUAUAGAGACUCAUUUCCCAAUUGCAUAUAUAGCAUUAAACUACAGAGCUAAAGUAAUAUAUAACGAGAAAAGUGAACAAAAGAGUUAUUGUUAUACAUCUUACGCAACAGAAUAAUAGACUACAACAAUUAUAAAUACAUUUAUAUUCUUA
Molecule: messenger RNA, 5288 nt
Organism: Aedes aegypti (yellow fever mosquito)
Lineage: Eukaryota; Metazoa; Arthropoda; Insecta; Diptera; Culicidae
Product: WASH complex subunit 2
Exons: 4
Coding region: 195-4472 (1425 amino acids)
Source: RefSeq, a predicted model, not a curated record